GGCCAAGUUUGCCGUACAGUACUUGCAUUGCACUGUACGUCCCAUACCUCAACCUAACAAGCUACCUUGCAACCAUCUGACACCCACCCAGAUCACAACUCCAUCAGCAGUGUUUCGUUACUUCUUCCUCACCCCCUCAUCCAUUCCUCUUCUUUUCCAACUAUUCGCCUUGGAAAUCGCAUCUUUCUAGGUCUUGAGGUCCAUUUCUAUCCACAAACAUGACGCGAAGAACUGUCUACGGCAUUGGCCUGGUCUUUGCCAUUGCCUGCACGAUAAUGACCAUUGCAAGCAUCGCGAUACCCCGCUGGGUAUCUUACAGUCCUAACGACAAGCGCCAAUUCUCCAUCGGAUUGCAUAGCCGAUGCUCAACUGUGACAGGCACUUGCACAUCAUACCCGAAACCACGCGACUGCAAAGGCAACUUCUGCCACAUGUGGAGAACCGUCGGCUUCCUCAUCUCUUUCGCUGUCGUCGUCGAGCUCGCAACUCUCGUUUCCUUCGUGGUCAUAAUAGCUGGUGGUGUGCAGCGGAGGACCGCAGGCUGGAAGAUCGCGUCUACAUUGCUCGUCUUGGGAGGCAUCAUUCAAUGCGCGGGUAUGGCCAUCGUGGCAUACCUCUUCGAUAACGACGAGCGCUUCUUUGAGGGCUGGUACCUCGAUCUUUCUUGGACUCUUUGCACCGCUUCGUGGAGCCUUCUAGUCCUCACCUCGCUCGGUAUGGCAGCUAGCGCGCUCUACCUUCCCGCGGAAGGAGACUACGAGGUCAUUCCGGAGUACCCUGAAAUCCAGCAGGAUAACGAACAAUUACAGACUCGAAUCGCCGGAUGGAACGAUGGCUACGGCAGUGGCCGCUCGUACCAAAACGCUCAGGAGUAACCAAUUACCAAACCUUAAUUACUGAGAUCAACGACUGGACGUGCAAUCGAAGACAUGGGACAAAAAUUACCAUUCACGGAGAUGCACGCUUAUAUAUAGAGGGAUUUACACGCAUGGAUUCUCCUUUUCCCGUUCUAAUUACGUCUACUGUCAGCGCUGCGAUUAUUGGAUACACUUGUUGAGCUCUACAGCUUAGCUUAGUAUCUUCUCAUUUCCAUUGGCGGGACUCAGUCGUCGUGUUUAUUUGUUUUCCAGUUCUACAGAUACCCCUCCUGCUUCACUGGGUGGCUGGGCUUUUAUU
Aaosphaeria arxii CBS 175.79 is the source of this 1176-nucleotide messenger RNA. RefSeq lists its product as uncharacterized. Bases 219 to 875 code for a protein of 218 amino acids. The transcript has 5 exons. The record is from RefSeq and is a predicted model, not a curated record. NCBI's taxonomy places the organism in Eukaryota, Fungi, Ascomycota, Dothideomycetes, Pleosporales.